Cryptosporidium ubiquitum is the source of this 1305-nucleotide messenger RNA. RefSeq lists its product as uncharacterized. The record is from RefSeq and is a predicted model, not a curated record. Bases 1 to 1305 code for a protein of 434 amino acids. The transcript has a single exon. Lineage: Eukaryota; Apicomplexa; Conoidasida; Eucoccidiorida; Cryptosporidiidae.
AUGUCUUUUUUCAGCAACCUUUCUACUAGUGGAGGGCAAGGACUUGGGUUUGGAGGAUCUUCAACCAACUUCAAUUUUGGCACCCCCUCUACAAAUACCAAUUUGUUUGACAAUAAGUCAUCUCUGUUUCCAACCCAAUCUACAUUGAAUAAUUCAAAUAAUGCUUUAUCUAGUAGUUUUCUAAAUUCUGGUUCAACUAGCACCAAUUUAUUUGGUACUUCAAAUUCAAACCAAAAUCAAGGAACGGGAUUAAAUUUUGGGGUAAACUCAUUUUCAAUGAGUAGCACACAACUUGGUGGCCAAAACCAAUCAGUUACUUCAAAUAUGAUGAAUUUGCCACACCAGCAAAGACAAGAACUUGAAAGAAUAGAGAAGCGAAAGUCAUCCUUACAAAAAGGGCUCUCAUUACAAAUGAAUCCAAGCAUGACUGCAUUAACUUACCAAUUGGAUGAGAAGGCUCCAGAAAAGCAGCAAGAAGUAGAUAAUUAUAUAUAUUACAACUUGAAUGACGAAGGAAUUAUUAAAAGUUUGAAUGAUGCAAAAAAACUGAAUCCAAAUCCAAGUAAAUGCUAUACCCUCCCAAUAAAAGGAUUCGGAGAAUUAGUACAGAGAGAACAACAACAAAGAAAAGAACUGGAAAAUCUGCUGUGUGAGAUGAAAUCUGUAAAGGAUGAAAACGUUAAAAUUCUUCAGACGUUAAAUACCAGUACAAUUAAAAGAGUUGAAGAGUGCAAAAAAAGGCAUCAAAGUAUUAUUCAUCAACUGGUUCAUAUUUCAUGCAUGAUUGAAGAAUACGGUGAGAAAAACCACCUUGCUCAAGUUAAUUAUCAAUUAGAUAAUCAACUGAAUCAGGUUAUGUAUCAAAUACAAGAAAAUCAUAUGAGACUUGGAGCCUGGCAGUCUUCAAUUAAUCAAAUUGAAACAAAUAUUAAGUACAUUGAUGAACAAUUGAAUGAGAGUGAUUCAAAAAAUUGUAAUGACCUUAAAAAUCUUCUUGAAAGUUCUCCUAAUAAAUCUACUAAUAAUGCUUUUUCUGAACACUUUAGCCCUUCUGAUCAAAAAGGCUCUGAAAACAAUAAUUCAAUUUCUGAAUUAAAUAGAUUACAGCCAACCCAACAAUUAUCCUCAUUAAACGGAACAUAUUCUGACGUUUCUAAGAACUCCAGAGAAGUCUCUAUUAGCUCUCCAAGUAAUGUGGAGGCCAUUUUCGAGACUCUAGAUAGUCAGCAACAAUUAUUAGAGUCACUUAGUGAUACCGUCAGAAAUGAUUCACUUUUAAUUCAACAAUUUAUCUCCAAAGUUUAA